Molecule: messenger RNA, 3259 nt
Organism: Papaver somniferum (opium poppy)
Lineage: Eukaryota; Viridiplantae; Streptophyta; Magnoliopsida; Ranunculales; Papaveraceae
Exons: 3
Coding region: 101-2971 (956 amino acids)
Source: RefSeq, a predicted model, not a curated record
UUUGACCACAACCUUCUUCUUGCAGCAGCAAAGCAAGCUGCAGAAGCAACAAAGCAUUUUAGUAAAGUAAAAGCCCAUCACUCCCAAACACAUCUAGGGCAUGUCAGAAAUGGAGGAAGAAAAAAUUCAAGAUCAGAACAACCACCAGCAGCAGCAGGAGCAGCCUCAUCAACAAGAUGUGAACACAGAUCUUCAUCCUCUUCCAUCUCCCCCUCCUCCUGCUACUGUGAAUCUCAUAGAUACAGUCACAAUCAUACCACCAGAUUCGCAGCGUUGCAGAAGAAACAGUGGUCAUUCUGGUUGGAGAUGUAAGAAUUUAAGCGCUGAUAAUAAUCUACAAUACUGUCAACAACAUUACGAUUCGAGAAAAAACAAUCCGCCUAAGAAGAAGAAGAAAAAAUUGAUUGAAUCUGAUUAUUCUCCAUCUCCAAUCUCAAAUUCAAUUUCUUCACCGAUUAAGCUUAAGAUUCGGAGAAGAAGAGAUGUUGUGGAUCUAGAUUUUGGAAGCAGCGGCGGCGGUGGUGUUGGUGGUGGUUGUAGUCGUAGUGGUGGUGGUGGUUCUGAAUCUGCUGAUUGUUGUUCAGAAAAGAGGAGAAGGAAGACGAAGAAAGUCGAUUGUCCUUGUUGUGUUGAACCUAGGGUUUCAUUUUCUUUAGAUUGUUUCCAGAAAGAGCAUCUUAGGGUUGAAUUGGGGGAUUGUGUUGAUCUGAAUGUGAACCAUCCUCCGGAAGCAAUUACUCAUGAACCUGUUACUGUUGCCGCUGCUGCUGCUGUUGUGACUCCUACUGCUAAUGAUCUAGGAUUUGGGAGUUCAGGGAGGAAUAUGGAGAAGGUGGAUGUGCCGCCGGAUGAAUUGCGGUGUCGAAGAAAUGAUGGGGUGAAUUGGAGAUGUAAGAAUUACUGGAGCAGUGAUAAUGAUCUGAGAUAUUGUGAUAAACAUUAUACAACUAGGGUUAUUGGUCUGAGGAGGAAGAGCAAUUCCAGGAAGACGACACCGAGGAAUGUUGAAUGGGGUAUUCAGACGAAAUCUAUUGCAAAUGAUCUCGAUUUGAAGGUUGAAUUGGCGUCUGAGGAUGAAAUUAGUGCGAAGCAGAUCGAUUCGAAGGUUGAAUUUGAAAGUGAGGAUAAAUCUGUUGAUGGGAAUCAUGUAAUGGAAGAGGAUAAACCUGCUGAUGUUAUUAUUGAGGGGGAUAAACCUGCCGAGGUUAUUGAGGAGGAUAAACCUGCUGAUGUGAUUGAGGGGAAUAAACCUGCUUAUUUAAUUGAGGGGAAUAAACCUGUUGAAUCGGAAAAUAAGGAAAAUGGGGAUGCAGGAGCUGGUGAUUUGGGUAAUGGUGGUGGUGUUGAGGAAUCUAAUGGAAAUGUUCCGAAAGUGGAGAAUGAAGUUGUGCAGGAAAUCAAAAAGAAGAAGAAGAAGAAGAUUAAGAAGAGUAAGCGAUGCGAAGGUGGUGGUAAUGGGAAAUCUGAAUCACAAAUUAAGGAUAAGAAAAAGAAGAAGAGGAAAAGGGAGAGGGAAAUUCAUUCUAUUUCUGGUUUAGGAACUAGGGUAAUAGAUAGCGCGAAACCAAGGAAGGUAAUGGAAGGUGAUCGGUCCGUUAAUGAAAUCGCAAUUCAACAUGUUCGGUCUGUCAGUGAUGCGGCAAUUCAAGAAGCUACCUGUGACUCCGACGGAGUUUUAGAAGCAUUUGCUGAAAUUGCAAUGAAAAAACAGAAAGUUGAAACCACAAAGAAGAUGGAGUUGAAGAGAUGUUCUGGAGAAGUUAAAUCGACAAAAUCUAAGGAGCGUAUGGUUGAAAUGGAAAAAAGUUUGCAGCAUUACAAACGCAAGUGGCUUGAGAUGUCUGUGGAGCUUGAGAAGAAGAAAAUGGAGUGUGUUGAAGUGCAGGGUAAAUUGGUGGAUGUUGAAUCUAGAAAGGUUGUUGCUGAUGAUGAGUUCAAGAAAUACAAAAGACUACGUCGCAAGAAAGACGAGAGGGCUCAAGAAACAAUCACUUACUUGGAGGGGAAAAUAAAAAUGAUAGAAAAGGAUUUGGAACACGGGAAGAGCAAAGCUGAAGAUGAGACUGAAUACUGGAGGAAGAAGUUCUGCGAUUUGGAGAGUCGAGUCCUGAAGAUGGAAAAUGGAAACUCAACUUCUGAGAAGAUAGAAUCAGAAGUUCGGGGUGUACAAAGUGAAGUCACUGACAAUGAUAAAAACCAAUGUGAUAAAAGUACAACGGACGAACCUAAUGCUGAAACCAGUGGAGGGAGGAAUGCUUCUCAUGUGGCUGAGUUACAAACUGAAAAGAAACUUCUGAAUGGGCAUGGCAUUGACAUCAAUAAAUAUCCUGAGGCGGAACCUGCCUUGCCCGAACACUCUGCUCUGAACAUUUCUUCAUGUGGAGGAAAAAAGGUUGAAGAAGGGAAAGGGGCUGAUUGGGAGGAGAGAAAAUCGCAGCAUGGAACUUCAUUUCAAAUUCACUUGGAAAUGAACAAGAAGCCUUCUGUGAACGGGGUUUCAGAUAGCGGUGGUGAAACUGUUGGUCAGUCUCUUUUAGAAGAUUCUAAUACCUGUACUAGUGAUUCAAAAAAUUCUUCUGGUGAUGUUAUGGAUAAGUCGGCGAUAAAAUAUAGGACUAGGGACAAAUACAAACUAAUAAAUUGGGAAAUUGAGGCCGACAUGAUUUCUUCAUUUGACGAGGACGCUGAACUUUGUAUGAGAGCCGUUUGUGCUCUCUUUCGGCUUCAAAGAUCUGAAGAAAACGUAUCGGCGGAUUGGUUGUUCCAUUACAGUGAUGCACUCAGCAGGGGUAGUACGCUCGCCGAGUUUCUUAUGGAUGGGGAUCGCAGAGGUGACCUAAAGAAGACUGUGGAGGAGUUGGAUGUAUUCGACGGCAAAGCUCGUGAAGACUGCAAAAGGUUGGCUAAAAGCUACUCGAAGCAGUUAUUCAGGAUCUACCAGAACAAAGAAGAUCCUUUCUUUCCAUCUUAGCUAACUACCAUACCAUGAGAUCAAGCUGCAAACACCAUGUAGUGUUAGUUUCCUUCACCCUUUUCACUAGACAUUAAAAACUUGGUCUCGUUUUAAAUUUCUUUAUAUGUUAUAUAUAUGCAGUUCAAAUCUAGUUAAUGUGAUAUUCUUUUUCUGUUGACUCUCCUAUGUAGUAAUUGAUGUAUGAUACACAAAUGUUUUACAUUCUUUUCUCAUCCAACUGUUACUAUGUUGAGUAGAAUGAUAGAUAUUUGUGACAGUUACAAUGAAAAACUCGCCAUUCUGUCA